AUGGCCCGCCGUAGAAAAAACAGAACACAUGUCAAGGCCCCUGUCGAGGCUAUAGACAAGGGUCCGAGCUCAUUCAUCAUCAAACAUGGCCAGGUCGGCGCCUCCCUCAGUCAGCUCGUCCGCGACCUUAGAAAACUCAUGGAACCAAACACCGCAAGCCGCCUCAAGGAACGCGCUCGGAACAAGCUCAGAGACUAUCUGACGAUUGCUCCUGCUCUCCAUGUCUCUCAUCUCCUCGCGUUCACCCUCACCCCAAUCGCGCCGUACAUGCGCAUGGUCAGGCUUCCCGCUGGUCCUACUCUUACUUUUCGCGUCGAAAAAUAUAGUCUUUCAAAGGACAUACUCAACACCAAAAAGCACGCGCGCAGUAUGGGUUUAGAGUACCUUACUCCGCCUCUGCUCGUCCUCGCAUCCUUCCCCCAACCCUCCCCAACGACACCACCCCACCUCACCCUCCUCAUGAAAUCCUUCCAAUCCCUCUUCCCACCCCUCUCACCCCAAACACUCACCCUCAGCUCCGCCCGACGCGUCGUUCUCGUCCAAUACGACCCCGACCACGACACAGUCGAUGUCCGACACUACCUCAUCACCGUCAAACCCUACGGCGUCUCCAGACGCGUGCGCAAGGUUCUUGAAGGUAAACCCGCGAAAUCUAAGUCUACGAAAAGCGCCCUAGACCUCAGCCGCGAACAAGACGUAGCCGAUUUCCUCCUCCGCCGUCGCGGCGAUCCCGGUCCUCCAGGUUCCGAAGGAGGCGCCGACGGUUACGAAUCUGCUGUAUCCAGCGCAUCCAGUGCUGCAGGUGACGACGACGCUGACGCCGUCUCACUUGCAGACGACUACGUUGGGAGGAACAAUAAACGAGGUACGCGCCGAGCCGUACGACUAGACGAGAUCGGUCCAAGGAUGGAACUUCAACUCGUUAAGAUUACAGAAGGUAUCCCGGGUAAGGAGGGUGCGGUCAUGUAUCAUAAAUUCGUGAAAAAAUCGAAAGCAGAGACGGCAGCACAGAAGAAAUCACACGCCGAAAAGGAGAGGCUUCGAAAGCAGAGGCGAGAAGAACAGGAGAGAAACGUCGCGCGGAAAAAGGCAGCUGAAGGAAAGAAGGGAGAGGGAGAUGAGGACGCUAGCGAGGAGGAAGACGAGGAAGGCGGGGAAGACGGGAAUGCUGAGGAAUACGGAGAAGAUGAAGACGGUGGGGAAUGGGAUGAUGAGGAAGAGAUCAGCGAGGGUGAAGAACAUGAAGACGAUCAGGGCGAGAGUGAGAGCGAUGAAGACGAGCCGGUCGAACGUCCCAGGAAACGAGAGAGGAGGAAGGAGCGGUGA
This is a messenger RNA of Fomitiporia mediterranea MF3/22, 1326 nucleotides long. RefSeq names its product Brix-domain-containing protein. The transcript is spliced from 4 exons. Gene Ontology annotation, molecular function: rRNA binding. Gene Ontology annotation, biological process: rRNA processing; ribosomal large subunit assembly. The record is from RefSeq and is a predicted model, not a curated record. The coding region runs from base 1 to 1326 and encodes 441 amino acids. Gene Ontology annotation, cellular component: preribosome, large subunit precursor. NCBI's taxonomy places the organism in Eukaryota, Fungi, Basidiomycota, Agaricomycetes, Hymenochaetales, Hymenochaetaceae.